Messenger RNA from Culex pipiens pallens (northern house mosquito), 1266 nucleotides. Its product is annotated as zinc finger protein OZF-like. The record is from RefSeq and is a predicted model, not a curated record. Lineage: Eukaryota; Metazoa; Arthropoda; Insecta; Diptera; Culicidae. Gene Ontology annotation, molecular function: zinc ion binding. Gene Ontology annotation, cellular component: nucleus. Bases 19 to 1242 code for a protein of 407 amino acids. The transcript is spliced from 2 exons.
ACUUUAACUCAGUGCAACAUGGACCUCUUCGUGAACCACUGCCGGCUGUGCCGGGCGGAAAACGAUUCCACCGACAACUGGACACUGCUCGGUCGAUCCGGCCACGAGCAAACACUGGAGAAGAUUCACCUUUGCACCGGCGUGCGAAUAGAGGCGGACGAUGGCUUGCCGCAACGGGUCUGCCGACGCUGUGAGGCCUCGCUGGACCAAGCCGACACCUUUCGCCGGCAGUGCCAGGACGCGGACGCUUGGUGGAGGUUUAAUUUCGGGGAGAACUCCGUCAAACCUGUUCCGAUCACAUCGGUUUACGUUAAACCGGAGGUUGUGGAAGCGGAUGAGUUGUACAGCGAUGAGAAUCUGAAGGUUGGGGUGGAAACAGUGCUCAAGGAAGAGCCGGAAAAUUCUGAUGAUUCAGAUUACAAACCGGUAAAGAAGGAGCAAAAAUCGGUGAUUAAGACUAGCAAAAAGAAGGAGAAGGCGAAUCCAAAGAAGAGAGGUCGGACGGACUUCCGGUGCAGCGUAUGUUCCAAGCAAUUUCUGCAAAAGAGUGCCCUAGAAGAGCACGAGGCGCGUCACAGUGGAGUCCGAAAUCAUGAGUGUACCCAGUGUGACUGCAAGUUUUUCGGAGUGUCAGGUCUUAGGCGACACACGGCUCUAAGACAUUCGACGAACCUACCGUUUCCAUGUGACAAAUGUGACCGGAUGUAUGCCAUGGAAUCUCAACUCGUACAACACCAGAUAACCCAUUUGGAAGCGAGGCCGUUCAGUUGUGAGCUAUGUCCCAAGGCGUUCAAAACUCAACCACAGCUAAAGGCUCACAUCCGCUACGUACACCAGCCGCAGGAAGUCAAGGAUGUACAAAAGAAAGCUUAUCAGAAAAUUUGUGUCUGCUCUUAUUGCGGAAAGAUUUCCAACACGCUCACAAAUCACACGAUACAUCUGAGAAUUCAUACUGGAGAGAAAAAGUACGAGUGCCAGAUCUGCAACAAACGGUUCACGGCUCAGUGGUCCCACCGCAAGCACAUGCUAAUCCAUACGGACGAACGGCCGUACCAGUGCGAGCACUGCCAGAAGGCGUUCCGCCAGCGGCACCAUCUGACCACCCACAUCCGCGGGGUCCACAGCAACGAGCGACCCUUCCCGUGUCGGUUCUGCCCGAUGGCGUUCGUAACGCGGCAGAGCAUGCAGGCGCACGAGAAGACGCACGGAGAACCGCUUGUGGGGCAUGGUUCCACCCAAUAAAGUGUUGGAUCUAUCAAGAAGUGG